This is a messenger RNA of Prorocentrum cordatum, 202 nucleotides long. The record is from the annotation of a GenBank genome assembly. NCBI's taxonomy places the organism in Eukaryota, Dinophyceae, Prorocentrales, Prorocentraceae.
GGAGUUUGCCACGAUCUGCUUCGCGGCCGGCAAGUUCACGGACGAGCUCGCCACGAUGGAGAACAAGAUCGGGAGCGAGAAGUGGGAGGAUAUGGGCAUGGUGGACAGCGAUCUCGCGCGAGAGUUCCUGAACCAGGCAGUGCUGCCCUCAUUGCAGUGUGCAUGGGUAGCGUGCAUGAACCAGGCAGUGUGCCCUCAUUGA